AUGAAGCCACAUAUUGGCCAGCUUUUUCAUACCUUGGAUGAUGCCACAGUCUUCUAUAAUAAAUAUGCACGGCAGGUAGGGUUUGACACCCGUAAACAUGGAUCUAAAAGGGUUGGAGAUCUGGUUACAUGGCUAUACGUUGUGUGUAGUAGAGAAGGUGAGAAGCGAGUGAAUUAUAAACAGCCUGAGACUAAGCUUAGGCGUUCUUCUAGAAAGUGUCUUUGUAAGGAUAAAGUUGCUUUUAAGUUUUGUAAGGGUACUGGUUAUGUUGCUAAACAAUUUGAAGAGCGACAUAAUCACGAUAUGGUUCAAUUACAUCAUAAGCGAUUUAUGAGGCUCAAUCGCAAUAUCGACCUAGUGCAUCAGAAAUUCAUAGCAGAUUGCGCAAAUGCAAAUAUCGGUUCCACGUUGACUUUUAGUCUGCUUAGUGAGGUCUUAGGUGGUUUGGAUUACGUCGGAUGCACCAUUGUCGGGGUUCGCAACUAUAGACGUGAUCUAAGAGCAUAUGUGGAUGGUGCUGAUGCACAAAUGGUAUUGAAUGAUCUGAAGCGGAAGAAGGAGGUAUGUUCGUCGUUCACCUACGACUUUGAGGUAAACUCUAAGGGCUGGCUUACACGUCUUUUCUGGUGUGAUCCUAUUGCCAAGCACAAUUGUAUGAUUUUUGCACCAUUCACGGGCAAAGACAAUCAUGGAAGACCCGUUACAUUUGGUGCAGGAUUGUUAUCGAAAGAGAAUGCUCAUUCUUUCGAAUGGUUGUUCGAAAGGUUUGUUAAAUGCAUGGGCGCUGCUCCCAAAUUGAUCAUUACAGAAAAGGAUUUGGGAAUGAAGGUGGCUGUCGAUAGUGUUCUAGUUGAUACAUGA
Molecule: messenger RNA, 861 nt
Organism: Salvia splendens (bonfire salvia)
Lineage: Eukaryota; Viridiplantae; Streptophyta; Magnoliopsida; Lamiales; Lamiaceae
Product: protein FAR1-RELATED SEQUENCE 5-like
Exons: 1
Coding region: 1-861 (286 amino acids)
Source: RefSeq, a predicted model, not a curated record